AUGAAAUCUUUGAUGGCUAGUGAUAUUUUAAUGCGGUAUCCCGAUCACAACAAGCCCUUUGAGCUCUAUACUGAUGCUUUGGACUAUCAAAUGGGCGCCGUGAUCAUGCAAGACAAAAAGCCAGUGGCGUACUGGAGUCGCAAACUCAAUGAUGCGCAAAAGAAUUAUUCUGUCAUGGAAAAAGAAAUGUUGGCUAUUGUGCAUUGCUUGAAAGAGUUUCGCUCAAUGCUUUACGGUACGCAAUUGACUAUUUUUAGAGAUCACAAAAAUCUCACCUUCCGCACAUUGAAUACACAACGCGUUUUACGCUGGCGAAUGUACAUGGACGAAUUCUCGCCUACGUUUAGCUAUUUGCCUGGUAAAGAUAAUGUUUUGGCCGACUGUUUCUUGCGUUUACCGCAAAUGGAGAAACCGUCUGAGGGGAAGAGUUCGCUUUCUAAAGGUAAAUUGAUCGCAUUUGACAAACUCAAUGUCAAAAUGGAUCCCAAGGAUGAAAUGUAUUCUUUCGAAGAAGAAGUUCUUCUUCCUCCUCCAUCUGAAGCGGAAUUCAAUCGUACCUUCAGAUGCAUGUUUGCUUGUUGUCGAGAUGGUGAUCAUGGACAUGGCGCUAUCAAAAGUGAUGAGAUGCUUGAAUCGUUUCUCAAUCAUCCUCCAUUGGAAGUUAUGCCAAAUCCAAUCACGAUGGCAAACAUUCAACAACAUCAGCUCCAAGAUGUUGCCCUCAUUCAAAAAUCGCAAAACGCAGCAACUUGGGCUCAAUAUCCCAUCAUGCAAAUUGACAAUCGGAAUGUGAUCUGA
This is a messenger RNA of Cylindrotheca closterium, 798 nucleotides long. The record is from the annotation of a GenBank genome assembly. Lineage: Eukaryota; Bacillariophyta; Bacillariophyceae; Bacillariales; Bacillariaceae.